AUGUCUUCUUCGUCGGACAGCGAACCUGAAGAGAAGCAUGAGAUUUGCAGACUGGGCGACUGCGAGGUUUGUGGUGCGCGGAAAGCUCAAUACACAUGCCCAAAAUGUGAAGUAAAAACAUGUUGUUUAACCUGUGUGAGAAUUCACAAGAAAGAACUGGAGUGCGAUGGGAUAAGAGAUCGCACAAAGUUUAUAAGGGUUAAAGAUUUCACGGACACCGAUUUGCUAAGCGAUUACAGACUGCUUGAAGAAUGUGCUCGAUUUGUGUACGGAGUCAAAAGAGAUGAGAAGAAGAAAUAUACAAGGAUUGAUAAGGAUUUACCGAUCCAUCUAUAUAAACUAAAAAUGGCAGCAAGACAAAGAGGUAUAGUUUUACAGUUUCUAGCUCAAAACUUUACAAGACAUAAAACAAACACCACUCGGUAUAAUUAUAAAACGAAUGUAAUAAAUUGGCGAGUGGAGUGGCUGUUUCCAAACGCCGACUCAGGUCUGCUGAAGUUUGUUGAUGAAAAAUGUUCAGAACAGAAGAGACUAUCAGAGCUGUUAGACAAAUAUUUAAACCCUGAUGCUAUUCCAUUUGAAGGAUCAAAAGCUUUGACUUAUUAUAAAUCUGUUGGAUUUAGUGGAGUCAAAAUCUUAUUAAGAGCUGAGAAAGUCAAAGGUUCUGCAAGAAAGUUUUUUGAGUUGGACCCAAAAGAAUCUUUAGCUGAGAAUUUAUCAGGGAAGUGCAUUGUUGAGUUCCCAAUAAUAUUCAUUGUGCUGAAAGACCAUGCUUACAACUUUGAAAUCAUUACACCAGAAGAUGAAUUUGAAACUGAAGAAGCUUCUGAACUCAAUACGGAUAAGGCCAAACACUCAAAUGAGGUAACAGAAAAAUCUGUCACUAAUGGAACUACGUCAAAUGGCCCCCCAACAAAAGAAAGCCUACCAAUACAAGAACAGCCCAAUGAACACACUUCUUAUAGAAAGAGACCGAGACAAUUGCUAACAGAGAAAAUUGCUAAAGAAAAGAAGUUAGAAAUUGAGAAAGAGUUGAAAGCUGAGAGGAGGAAAAAGCCUAAGAAUCUCCUUUUCACUACUGGCUAUUCAUCUGAAGAAAGCUUAGAUGCUGACAGUAAUAGUGACGAAGAUAAAACAUAG
Arctia plantaginis is the source of this 1140-nucleotide messenger RNA. The record is from the annotation of a GenBank genome assembly. Lineage: Eukaryota; Metazoa; Arthropoda; Insecta; Lepidoptera; Erebidae.